This is a messenger RNA of Limulus polyphemus (Atlantic horseshoe crab), 2477 nucleotides long. RefSeq names its product adapter molecule Crk-like. Gene Ontology annotation, molecular function: protein binding. The record is from RefSeq and is a predicted model, not a curated record. NCBI's taxonomy places the organism in Eukaryota, Metazoa, Arthropoda, Merostomata, Xiphosura, Limulidae. Bases 1320 to 2162 code for a protein of 280 amino acids. The transcript has 8 exons.
UAAUGCCAUAUGCUUAGUCCCGAUUUGGUGUUGAUAAGUGUUCCAGGAAGACUGUUUCGCAUUAUUUACUUAUUUAUUUUUUGUAGUCAAAAUAAAUUAUAAACAUUGUUAAUAACGGUGCUAAGAUAUACCUUUUUUUUCUUAAUUUCAUAAGUGGCGAUCUAAAUUCGUUUACCAUACGCCAUAUUGACUGGCUGGGUUAAAUAGUAAGUCCUUGUUUGGAUGUGGAUACGGAAAUCAAAGAUAAUGGCAACCGAAACGCCUCGAGUUAUCAGAAUACAACUUAUUUGUUGAAGUAUCUCUCAUUUAAAGGACGUUCCGAUACAGGAAGGGCGAGGAAACGAGCUUCUAAAUUUGCUAACCAACGCUUACCCCCAACGUUACAUGCUUUAUCAAAGUUUCUGUUAGAUUUAGCGUGAGGUCGAAUUUUUUAGGCCUACGUCGAGAAAUACUUUAAAAGUUUAAUGCUAACAAAAUUUUAAUGCACUCAUUAGUAUGUGGUGGCUACUGCAUUGUUGUAUGCCAACUUUUUUUUUCAAUGCAAGAUCGUGAAUUGUAUAGUGUGUAAACCUAAAACUUAGUAAAUGUGUAAACAUGUCAUUAAUAAUGUUACUACAACGAUUUUUGUAGUUUAGACUUCAGUAAGUAACAUUAACCAAAUUUAAAGAACAAAAUUAGGUACUACUUCGGCAAUGUGAGGCGGAGAAAUAAGGUUAAUAUUAAUAAUGCUAAUACAGUAAUAGUAAAUAUAGUGACGUAAAUGUUAUCAUGCAUAAAUCAUUUGAAUUUCAGUGCGUGAAAUAAGAUGAUAAAAAAAAAACAACACGUGGAAAAAAAAUCAUUCCUAGUUUGGCUUACAACAAAAACAAAAGCAUUUUUGGGCCUGACUUCGGAGACACUAUCAACCAAUAGAGGAACAGAUUUGGUGUUAGAUCAUAAGGUAAAUAACUGCAAGACUUAGUCUAAUGUUUGAAAAUAUUAAUUCAAGUAAGUUGUUGGAACAAAUACUGUGACCUCAACAAUAUCUUUACUGGUUGGAAAUUAAAUAUUCAGAAAUAUUGUGUUAAUAGCUAUUGAAUCAUUUUUUUAGACAGUUGUAUUUGCUGCACAAAAUUGUUAAAAGUGUAAAAUUCUUUAAUUAUGCAUAUAAUCAAGUAACUGCUACAUUUCUAACUGAAAAUGGGAUAUUAAGGCUACAAGUUGAACUACAUUUUUCAAGACUCUUCAGCUCUAAUCUGUGCUUGCAAGACUGAGAGUGAAAGUGAGCUUAGCACUCAACCAGUGAAAAGUGGAAAUCAUUAUUUGAGUUGUACAAUAUAAUGGCAGGAAGCUUUGAUCCUUACGAUAAAAACAGCUGGUUUGCUGGUCCUAUGACAAGACAAGAGGCUACAGACCUGUUAAUGGCAGAAAAUGACACUGGAAGGUUUAUAGUGAGAAACAGUAGCAGUAUACAGGGAGAUUUGGUGUUGUGUGUCAGGGAAGACAAUAAAGUAAGUCAUUACAUUAUAAAUAAAAUACAACAAGGUGACCAGACAAGGUUCAGAAUUGGAGAUCAGAUGUUUCCCGAUGUCCCUUCUCUACUAAACUUUUAUAAACUUCAUUAUCUGGACACUACUCCUCUCAUACGGCCAGCGGAAAGAAAAGUAGAAAAAGUUAGAGCAAAAUACGACUUCACAGGAAGUGGAGACGCUGAUGACCUACCUUUCAAAAGGGGAGAAAUCUUAACUAUUAUAUCGAAGGAUGAAGAACAGUGGUGGACAGGAAGAAGCUCUUUGGGUUUAACAGGCUCAAUUCCAGUGCCAUAUGUAGAAAAAUAUGAUGAAAGCCAGCUUGACGGACAAAAUUCUCAAGGUUUAUCAUCACCAGUUCAAUCAGGAUCUAGUCAGUUGUUACCUAUUUCUCGCUCUUCUUCAGAGCGCAACAGAUACAACACACCAAAUAUACAGAGGAAAUUACCAGCAUUAGCCAGAGUUAAACAGGCCAGAGUUCCAAAUGCCUAUGAUAAAACUGCCUUAAAACUAGAAGUUGGAGAAGUCGUAAAAGUAACCAAAAUCAACAUCAAUGGACAGUGGGAAGGAGAGCUGAGGGGCAAAACUGGACAUUUUCCCUUUACUCACGUAGAAUUUAUCGACUCUGAAAAUUCAGAAGAAGACGAGUCCUAAUUCGUGCUACCUGCUGAAUGUCUGUAGCACGAGGAGAAAGACUGAUACUCCUAAGUGAUGCAAAUGAAACUGUAUAGCUAGCAACCUCAAGCAGGGUUAUAUUUGAUUUGUAGACAUUGAGUUUUUAAUUCAUUUUGUGUUAAAACCAUCAAUGUAACAGUUAAGUCGUGUAUUCUUCUCUUUUUAAAAGACAAACAAACUUCUUGUCACUAGUUUAUUUAUAUCUUUGUGUUGGAUAAAGAGAAAUUGUUUUCAUGACUUGUAUUAUAUGAUGUAUUUUACUCGUAUAGAGGUAAAAAGUUGUUACAGGAGUGA